CUUCUGUCUGCGGAUAGCAUGAGGUGUUUCUGAUGGUUUGUUAACCUCCCAUUGUUAGUGAACAUCCGGUCUUCAUGGCGGGUCCCGCCCACGUGUCCAGGGUCCGGUUCUUGUACAAAAGGCUGCUGGUUCUGCACCGGUUCCUGCCCAUAGAUCUGCGGGCUCUGGGGGACCAGUACGUGAAGGACGAGUUCAGGAGACACAAAUCUGCAUCCCCGGAAAACGUGACGAGCUUCAUGGUAGAGUGGGAGAGCUACCGGGAGACGCUGCAGACUCAGGUCCUGCAGGCGGCGGGGGGGCAGCUCAGCUCCGUGAAGUUCGGGUCCCCCCUCCAGGAGGACAAGCUCGGAAACUUCCAGAGCGACCAGAUCGGACAGCUGUACGAGCUCAUGCUGGAGUCCACCAAGUCCUCCAGGCAGUUCGACAUCCAGGAGGACGGGAAGUGAAGGACUCACACUAUAUAUUUAUAUUUGCUCUGAUGGAGAGUGGGACUCGAAGAAGUGGCUUUUAAGAAUAUGUGAUUAUAUUAAAGUGCUGUGUAAUAGC
Trematomus bernacchii (emerald rockcod) is the source of this 546-nucleotide messenger RNA. RefSeq names its product succinate dehydrogenase complex assembly factor 3 (gene sdhaf3). Gene Ontology annotation, biological process: succinate metabolic process; mitochondrial respiratory chain complex II assembly. Lineage: Eukaryota; Metazoa; Chordata; Actinopteri; Perciformes; Nototheniidae. Gene Ontology annotation, cellular component: mitochondrion; mitochondrial intermembrane space. The record is from RefSeq and is a predicted model, not a curated record.